Molecule: messenger RNA, 4857 nt
Organism: Penicillium brevicompactum
Lineage: Eukaryota; Fungi; Ascomycota; Eurotiomycetes; Eurotiales; Aspergillaceae
Product: BTB domain and ankyrin repeat protein
Exons: 1
Coding region: 1-4857 (1618 amino acids)
Molecular function (GO): protein binding
Source: RefSeq, a predicted model, not a curated record
AUGAGUAGCAAGCUUUGGGAGUAUUUUAUAUACGAUGAUGUCGAUGGGUUCCAGCGGUACCUGGCUAACGCGACGUUCGCGGGGCCUCGAGCUGCAGGAGCCGGAGGUGCGUCCGGAGCCGCGGCCAAUGUGUCCCUGAAGACUGCCAGCCCUGGGUCCACGAUCGCCUCAUCGCCAAACCCCGCCAAGGGCAAAAAGGCUCUAGCUACUUCGCCCGAUACACCUCUGCCUGAUCGAUCCACCCCCCAGCGCGGCAACGUGAGACUGUCGCGUGCCGCCAUCAAUGCCCGGGACCACUAUGGCCGAACACUUCUUCACCACAUUGCCUCUUCCCGCAAACCCACUGCAUCGGAGUUCGCGCGCUCCCUGUUAGAGGUCCCAUCUGUCGAUAUCUAUGUACAGGAUGCAGAGAGUGGGUGGACAGCGUUGCACCGGGCUCUUUACGCCGGAAAUGCGACAAUUGCGCAGGCGCUCAUGGUGCGCGACAUGCAAGACAUGACAGACAUCAGCAGGGCGGGAAACACAAAUCAAUCCAGCGGUGGUCUGAUCAAAAUAAAAGAUCGAGAGGGCUACAGUCCAUUUGAUGUUUACGGGAGGAGCAUCUCAGCCAAUGACAUUAGACUGUCAUAUGAGGACUUCAACCGAGAGAUACCGUGGGCCGACAGUGAUGACCCCGAUUCCAUUGCAGAUCUAAGACAGGGACCCGAGGAAUGGGGCACAUACAUCCCGGAGUACAUCCUCGAAGGGGCGUUCUCCGUCGCCGCUGACGAGGUCUUCGCCCUUGGAAGCAACAAAAACCUGAACCUGGGACUUGGAGAUCAGGAUGAUCGCCAGUUCCCCGAACGUGUUUCCUUGAAACGACCUGAGCACCUGCUGCAUCGGUUCUACCGUGAGUACCAGGAGAAAAUAGAAAAAUUGGGUCUUGAAGAAACCGUCCCCAAGAGUGAUACGCCAGAAUUACCCACUCUGGUAAGGGAAAAGCCGAUCAAAUUCAAAGACGUUGUCAUGUCAAAACUUCAUACUGCCAUCAUCACUGGCGAUCCCGAGUCCAAUCUCUUCAUGUGUGGAUUUGGGCCGGGCGGGCGUCUGGGCACGGGAGAUGAGUCCACACGAUUCACCUUCACUUGCAUCGAAAAGGGUGGCUUGGAGGGCAAAAAGGUGAUUGCCGCUGCUCUAGGCCAGGAUCAUAGCUUGGCGAUUACCGAAAAUGGCGAAAUCUUCAGCUGGGGAAGCAACAAGUUUGGUCAACUUGGCUACAAUCUCCCGAGAACCAAUAACCAUGGUGAUGUGCCCAUGCAAUUAACCCCGCGCCAAAUAUUCAACCCCUUCAAGAAAGAAUUGAUAUUUGGCGCAGCGGCCUCCUCCAUUCACUCGGUAGUCUUCAGCUCAUCAGCUCUAUACACAUUUGGCAAGAAUGAGGGCCAACUUGGCUUGGUAGACUCAGAUGCUCGGUCACUUGAGAAACAAACUACGCCUCGGCGUGUCGGAGCUUCUCUCUUCACCUGUCCAAUCUUGAUGGUCUCAGCCACCGAUCGCGCGACGUCUGUUCUUUUGCAGAACCACGAUGUCUGGGUAUUCUCAUCAUACGGCUAUUCCAAGCUUUCUUUUCCACUUGAGACGAGGUCAAGGUUUAUCCGGAACAGUUUCAUGGCCACCAGAUACAACAAUGAUAUCCAUCACAUUCAGAAAAUUGCGAGUGGAGGCAACACCAUCUGCGCAUUGUCUAACACUGGUGAGGUUUUCACUGUUGAGGUCAACCAGCCUGACACCCCCUCGGCCCUGACAUCCACUACAAAUCCAGCCAAGAUUCGCAGCUCGCUAUCCUCCCCGGUCCGAGCCUGGGCCGUCAAAAAGUCGCAUAUGGCCGCAGAAGACGUGGAUGUCGGACAAGAUGGCUCUAUCAUCAUUUGCACGACUUCGGGAUCUGCGUGGAAGAAGGAACGGCGCACAAAGAAGAAACAAGGCGCUUCGAAGGACUACAAAUUCUCUCGCAUCCCCGGCCUCUGUCGUGCGAUUGCGGUGCGCAGUAAUACCUUUGGUGCCUAUGCUAUUGCACAGAGGCAGUGUGAUCUUGUUAAGAAGGAAAUCAUGGUUGAGCCCGGCACUUUUGUGGACGAUCUCUUACCAAUGUCUCCAUUCCUGUUUCCUGCCUAUCCAGACAUUGAAAAGGUUCUAGACAGCGAACUUGAGACCACACCUGUGAUUCUUUCUGCCGGGGCCAGCAUGAAGAAAGCUAUACUUUCCUCAUCGGAGAUGGAAAGCCAGUUCCUUCCUGUUCGAUUCGAUGGAAUGGUUUGGUUGACCAGCUCCACGUCCGACUUGCGCAUCCCUGUUCAUGAGUUCUUACUGGCUGCUCGCAGUCCCAUUUUGCGUAAGGCAUUACUGGAGUUCCGGGAGUCAUUUGACUCUUCUGUUCCAGAUGUCUUCGCCAUUGAAAACGGGGAUGAUGGGCACCCACAGAUCUCAAUUCAGAACGUGGAUUUCAUGUCCGUUAUCACACUGGCAUUUUUCAUGUAUACGGAUCAGACCCUCGAUGGUUGGCUCCUGACAAGAAAAACGAGUCCACACUCGGCACGCUUCCGUCAAGUUCGGCUUGACCUCAUACGAAUUGCCGAGCCACUAGGACUAGAAACCCUUCAUAUAUCAGCCAUGAUGAUGUAUGUGCUACAACCAAGCCUGAAGUCUGAUUUGGCUCGUGCCCUCAAUCAACCCUCCUUCUUUGACACCGGGGAUGUAGUUGUCCAACUGAAAGGAACAACCAUCAAAGUUCACAGCCCGCUUGUUUGCCUGAGAUGUCCAUUCUUCGAUACUCUGUUCCACGGUCAUGCAGGCGGCAGAUGGCUAGAAUCGCGCAAAUCAAGCCCAACCGAGCUGGUGCACGUCGAUUUGAAGCAUAUCGAUCGCUCGAUAUUUGAGUUUGUCUUGCGUUAUCUCUACGCUGAUACUGAGGAGGGCCUCUUUGGCGAUGUCCGGACGGACGAUAUUGACGGAUUCAUCGAUCUGGUUCUGGAUGUCACGUCUGCAGCAAAUGAGCUGAUGAUCGAUCGGUUGUCUCAAAUUUGCCAAAAGAUGCUUGGCCGGUUCGUCACGAUUCGCAACGUGUGCUACCUGCUCAAUUCCCUGGCGCCUUGCAGCGUAACGGAAUUCAAAGACUCGGCUUUGAGAUACAUCUGCGAAAAUCUGGAGGCCAUGCUCGCAAACAGAUACCUCGAAGACCUAGACAGCAUGCUUCUAACUGAGCUGGAUCAGGCCUGUCAGGAAAACCAGUCCAGCACUUGGCGGGUUUCUCGUGUAGUAAACUCCGAAAAUUCCUUCCGAUUGAAGCAUCCAGAGAUUGUUGCCAUCUUGGAGGAAGAUAAGAGAAGAAGGAUUGAUGCCAUGGCCAUACAGUCUCGUCUUGGCCAUCUUGAGUCCGGUGAGGUACGCCCUCGUCCAACGCCGAACGACAAAGUGGCUUCCUCUCCGUCUGUGCGCAAAGCAAAGGCAACGUCGGCUAGAGAAUCGCCCAUUGUCGGUAACAGUCCAAUGUUGAAGCCAAGACAGUCAGUUGGAGAUUUGAUGUUCCAAAUGGAUGAUGAAAAUCCGAUGUCGCCUGGUGAUUCAAAAGGCAAGAGCGUCAGACGUGGACUCAAGUUCACAGAAGGGAUCCCCGAGAACCGAUCUUAUCCUGAUUCCCCAGCCUUGGGGGCAAGCAUCCCUGAGGCUGAAUCUUUGGGCGAGAGGAGCUUCCUAGAUGACGGGUUGUCUUCCCCUCAAGGCAAUUUGCUUGCUCUGGGGUCGCCGUCUGAUCCAUCCUCUGCGCCGUGGAGCUCUACGAUGGUGACAGGCCCGAAAAAGGACCUCAAAGAAAUCAUGGGCGAAGCAUCUCAAUCUCGCGUUUCGAACCUGACCUUGGGGAUGGUCGAUCGUCGGGAAAGCAAUGCCAAAUCUACAUCGAAGAUGUCACAGAAAGAGAGGAAGAAAAUCCAACAGGAGCAGCUACAGGAGCAGCUGGCUGCGCAGAAAAUGAAGAAAGACGCACCACAAAACCCAUGGCAGAAGCCACAAACUUCUUCACCAUCCACAUCGUCUAAACUUGAUCCAUUGCCCGGUCAGAAUGCGUCGUCAUCUGGGCCCAAACAAGCCCAGAGAUCUAUGACCAUGCGACAAACUGUAGCCGGCACACCCCCUCCCAAGGCCAAGCCUGUGGAGGUGCCUACGCAGGCGUCGCGUCGCAGUGUAUCAGGGCAUCCGCAACCAUCUCCGCAUACCAAGCAUUCAACAUCGGAACCCUCAGCGGCACCACAAAGCAAUCAACCCACCUCUCCGACCCCAGCAAUUCAGUCGAUCCGGCACAUACCCCGCCCUGAUCCUAUCGGAAUGGGCUCACCUUCCUCUGGCUCUUAUUCUCUCUCAACUAUCUUACUCCAGCAACAAAGCGAAAAAGAAGCAAUUCGCGAAGCAGCCACAGCCAAACACAACAUGCAAGAGAUCCAAGCAGAACAGGAGUUCCAACAAUGGUGGGACCAAGAGAGCAGACGCGUCCAAGGACUGCAAGAUCCCGAGCCUAGCGCGGCCAGCGAGUCUCGCACUAGCAAAGCCGGACGUGGUGAGAAGACAUCCGGCACUGGUAGCCAGCGCCGCCAGCGCGGUAAUAAACCCACUGGCAAUUCAUCGGCUCCUCAAGAUCAACGCCGCGUCUCUGCUCCAAGUUCCGGUCACGCCUCUGCAAAGGCAUCUCCCGGUGGACAGCCUACUACUCAGCCCCAGAAGGCACGAGGUGGAAAACGUCCUGAGGGGGCUUCUGGAACUGCCAAUACUCGACGGGGACAGAACAGCUCACGCGCUAAGGGGAAGGAUCGGUUAAGGUCAGAAUAG